Molecule: messenger RNA, 3424 nt
Organism: Linum trigynum
Lineage: Eukaryota; Viridiplantae; Streptophyta; Magnoliopsida; Malpighiales; Linaceae
Source: the annotation of a GenBank genome assembly
UAGACUUUUGUAGCUGUGUAGAUUUUAAAGAGUUGUGCAAAAUAAAAAUAAUUGCGUCAAUCGAAUAAUCGAGCACAAUAUUAGCAACUUAAAAAGUUUGACCGUAUAUUAGGUGAAAAUGAUGAGACCUCUAACGAUUUUGUGACAAACUUGUUGGGAUUGAUAGCGAUUAUGCCAAAUCAAGUGGAGUUGCAGCAAUCCAAGUAAAAUCACUAUGGAUUCCAACAAUUUUGCUCAAACUUAGGUAUUCUGGAAAAAUUUAAUAACAUUUUGUUUUUUUACAACUAUUUUGAGUAACUUUUUUAGAAAGUUGUGAACUAGGAAAACAUCCAAACAACUAGGAAUCAGAGUGGAAAAUCCGGGAAAAGUGUUAAUAUGUGGUAUAUGAUAUAUGAUUGACUCAACAACUCGAGUUAUCGGGGAUAAACUGGUUCACGUAGUUUAGGUAAACUCAACAACCCGAACCUGGCGCGAGCGAGGGGUUUCUGGAAGAAGCGUUUAAGACCAAAAGGUCCAAAAGCGAAAAUAGUGGAGACUGUAGAGUAGCCGAUCUUGGAGCAGGGGCUUAUUGAUUUUGGAUCUGUAGCCGAUCGAAAACUUCACGCCGGUUAACCGGCAGUGCUCUGGGCUACCGGACGGCGGUCGGUGAGAAACGCUUCGUUAUCCUUAUUCCUUUUCUCCUUUCGCAACAAAAUUGGUUGUUAAUCGUAGAUUGACGAAUUACACAGAAUCUCCGUAAUUCUAUUCCAUUUUCUUCCCUUUUACUUCGUGUAUACGCAUCAAUCGUGGUUAACAGAUUCCCAAAAUUGUUUGCUGUGAUUGCUGCUACUUAUUUUGUUCUGUGUUCUUAUCAGUUGCUUUGAUCCGAUAUAUGAGCUGAGGCAACUCAAGUCCGGCGAUGGCAGACUUACCAGGUUACGUGCGUUCUUGCUUGCAAACUGGUCACCUUGCUAUGCUAGCUAUUCUCGUUUCGGGGGGAAUUGUGCUCCAAGUCCUGGCGUGUGCUCUGUACAAUAAUUGGUGGCCAAUGCUGACUGUUGUGAUGUAUGUGCUUCUUCCAAUGCCCUUGUUGUUCUUUGCUGGCUCGGAAUCUGUCUUUCAAGAAUCUGAUAGCAGCUGGAUGAAUGCAAGCAAGUUUUUCACUGGAGCAUCUACUGUUGGAAGUAUUGCCAUACCGGCAAUCUUAAAGCAUGCUGGCAUUAUUGGGUAGGGAGCACUGGCAAUGGAACUGUCAUCAUUUUUCAUAUUUGUGAUAGCCAUAAUGUGCUACAUUAGCAUAUAUGAUGAAGAUGGCUAUAGUAGUAUGCUUUAACUUGAUUGGCGUGCAGAAAGUGCUGAUUCGAUGCCUAUUAAGACUCCGUCGUUCUUGUUAAGGUGUGCCUAUAUUGUUUCUGCUGUUUUUCAGUUUGUGGAGUUGCGUUAUUCUUUGUCCAUAACUUUGUUGGGUAAAGGGUCAGGCUGUUGCAUCGGAGUAAAUGUAUUGAUAUUUGAGAAAACAUGCAUGUAUCUAAUAUAUGUAAAUCCAUUUCCAGUCUCAACAAUCAAAGCCUGAAUCCUGUAUAUAAUUGUUAGAGAGUACUUUUGGGCACUAGUAUUAUUUUGUUUCGUUAAAUGAUAUAAUUUACAAAGCUAUGGAUCAUAUUGUAAUUGUCUCAAAUGAGAUAAAAUUUGUGUUUUUCCUAGUUUUAGCAAGUUCCUAUACUCACAUGAGGUAAUUUUUUAUGUUAAUCUAUUUGAUCAUUUUCUCCAUUGACAUUAGGGAAGUUGCUUUGAAAUUGUCCUUAUCAUCGAGGUUACUAGGAAUGACAAUGGAAUAGGUUCGGGGCGGUAUCUGGGACAGGCCCGAGGUGAAUAUCUUGAUAUCCAUACUUGCACCUUGCCAUAUCAGAUUCAGGUUGGAUAAUUUAUUACUCAGUGCGGGUUGGGACAUAUAAGUAUGUAAUUUAAUUGGAAACCAUUAAAAAUAUUUGUUUUUUCAUUAAAUUCAAAAAUAAACUAUAAUAUGAUAAAUAUUAGGGUUAAUACCCUGGUUUGGCCCGAAGUUUAGUGUAAGUGACAAUUCUGGCCUCAUUUUUUAAAUAAGACAUUUAUGGCCUACUUUUGAAAUUAUUGGACAGAUUUGGCCCGGAAUUCUCUUUGACCGUUAAUAUUGACAGUCAAACACUAUUCUGUUAAUGACUCAGCAAAAAAUAACUGAUGUGGCAUGCCUCGUCAUUAAAUAAUUUUUUUAAUUUUUUUAUUUAAUUAAAAUUAAAAGUUAACAAAUUAAAUAAAUCCCUUCUUCUCCCAAAUUCCCAAACCAAACCCUAAAUCUAAAUCAAACACUACCGCUCCUUAUCAUCCUCAACUACGCCGUCGGUGUACUCAAUCGAGCCUCUUCAUCUACCCGCUGAAGCUCGUCAUCGAGACCUGCGGGACCACGAAGCUCCUCGCCGCCGUCGAACCGAUUCUGGAUCUGGACGGCUCGCUCGCCGUCCACGAUGUGCUCUACUCCCGCGACAGCUCAUCUUCCCCAGCGUCCAGCCGGCGCCGCACCGCAGCUUCUCCGAGGAAGUCGCCGCGCUGAACGAAUUCUUCAACUUCUCGGAGGAGGAGUUCAGCUACGCCAGCUACAAAGCGAUGGGGUUUGACGCGGGGGAGACGACCCUCGACGCGCUGGUGGUGCGCGUGUUGAACUGCUUCGAGCCCUGCGACUUCUCCGCUGCCGUGACGUGCAGGAGCGCGGGGGCGCAACUCUGGGCGAUGGAUCUCUGUUUCCCUCUACACUAGCUUUACUUUGAUCUACAUGAAUAUGAAAACCAAUCAAAAUCUCUUGGUCUACAUACCAUACAGCUAGUUUUGUCUGUAAAUUUUGUUUCUAAUUACAUCAUAAAAUCCCAAAAUGCAGGGGAAGAGAUGAGGUGGAGGAAAGAAUCUUCAUCGCAAGGCAGAGUCAGAGCUCCCAUGGCGUGAUGGAACCCGAACUCUGCUUCCGCCAUGUCGAGCAACUCCCCGAACAUCGGAUGGUUCAGGUACGAAAUCUCUGCUUCGAUUAUCCAGUUUCAGCUAGAGCCUAGCCGCCGCCGCCGCCGCAACCGACGUUGCUAUGCCUCUUCUCUUCGCAGACUGCUGCUGAAUGAUACCAGUCGCCAGUCAAUGGAUGAGGGAGAAUCGAGGGAUCUGGAGGUUCGUCGUUAGAGUUCUCUAUUCCCCUACACCGGAUUCGGGAUUGUAAUUUUUGCUAAUGAUAGAACAAAAUUUUAGGGGUUGUAAUUUUUGCGGUUGAGCUUUGAUGAGUUUUAUAUUUUUAUUUUUGAAGUUUUCAAGUAACAAAGAAAGACUAGAAAAAAAGAAACAAUUGAAAUAAAAAUGAGGUGGAAGCCACAUCACUGCCACUUUAGCGUUGAUUGCUGAGUCAUUAACGGAAUAAAUGUUUGACCGUUAA